Messenger RNA from Gopherus evgoodei (Goodes thornscrub tortoise), 4119 nucleotides. It is a transcript of the gene QPRT, whose product is annotated as quinolinate phosphoribosyltransferase. The coding region runs from base 2382 to 4013 and encodes 543 amino acids. Gene Ontology annotation, biological process: quinolinate catabolic process; NAD+ biosynthetic process. Lineage: Eukaryota; Metazoa; Chordata; Testudines; Testudinidae. The record is from RefSeq and is a predicted model, not a curated record. Gene Ontology annotation, cellular component: cytoplasm. The transcript is spliced from 8 exons. Gene Ontology annotation, molecular function: nicotinate-nucleotide diphosphorylase (carboxylating) activity.
CCCCCCUUUCCCAGUGCCAGCCACCACGGUCCGCACUGACCUGUGGGGUCAGGGGAUGAUGGGGGGACUCGGGGACAGGAGCGAUGGGGGGAGGGGAAUCUGGGGAGGCAGUGGGGGCUGGGUGUGAGUGGGGCAGUAGGGGCCAGGAGCAAUGCGGAGGGAGUCCACAGAGGCAGUGGGGGGCCAGGGGUGAUGAGGGGGUCCGCGGGGGCCAGGGCAUCAUUUUCCCUACGGCCGAUCCAGGCUGUGCGGGCGUUGAGGGUGGGUGACUGCCCGGGGUGUUGCUGGAGGGUGCCCUGGCCGUCCCCAAGAAGCUGUGCAUGGCUGUGAUGGCUGGGGGGGGGCCCUGUCAUUGUGCCCCCCGCCAUCAGCAGCUGCCCAUUGCCUGCGGCACUGCUGAUCAGCUGGUGAUGAUGCCAGCCCCCCAGGUGGGGAUCAUACUGGGAUGUUUCCAGCUCUCUAUAACUCAGCCAUGUGUGUGCAGCUGCGCAGAGCGGGGGGCUGUCAGGACCCCAGAAACGCCCAGACCCAGGGGUCCGGCAGGUUCCAUCCAUGCUUUUGUCUGGGUGUGGGUGUGUAUUUGCCUAGCCAGGUUUUGUUAUGGGUCAUCCCUCUGGCAGCUCCCGCCCGCCCUGCUGAUUCACCUGAGGCCUGAGCCAGUCAGAUCUCAGGAGCGGGGAAAUGUUAGAAAUUAGCCCAGCCGGGUCCCACGAGUGGCUCUUCGUCCCCUGCAGGAGCCAGCGCCUGUCUGCUGUGAGGGCUGCGUUUGGUGCCGACACUGAGGAUUUGGGAAAGGAGCUGACGCACUCAACAGCAGGAGAAGCCAGGUGUGUCCAGUAUAUAUUGUGCCUGUGGGAUGCAGAAACAGGCCUGUUCCUCACGGCUAAACCGGGGUGUGUGUUUGCAGUAGGGUGACCACACCUCAAGUGUGAAAAAUUGGGACAGGGGGUGGGGAGUAAUAGGAGCCUAUAUAACAAAAAGACACAAAAAUCAGGACUGUCCCUAUAAAAUGCAGACAUCUGGUCACCCAAGUUUGGAGCGACGGAGGCGCUGGAGCUCGCCUGACGUCACAGCGCAGUAGGGGAACAGGCCCGAGACAGAGUAUCAAACAUAAGCCAGCUCUCAAGGGUUUGUGGGCACUCCGUGUUUUUUUCCUAGUGUGCUGGAUGAGCUCCUCUGCAAUGGAAAGGAGGAAUAAAGAAAUACGCUGCUGUUCUUUCAGGGUUUUACAUCCACGAGCCCUGAAACUCCCUGGCAGAAUACUUUCUAAGCAGUCUUGAAAAACACAGACAUGGGGGCCGGGUCCUUUCUGCUCCAAAAAGUUGCUUUUUCUCAAGUGUUAUCUCCUAGGGACUGGGAUGAUGUCACCUAAGCAGUUUGUCACAGCUAAAGUGUCACUUCUGACUUCGUGAGUAAUAAACGUCACGGACGUAAGGCUGUGACACCGCGCACCUCGAAGUAGCCCCCCGAGCCCUCACUGCGAGAUGCUGAUGAGAUGGCUGGUACAACGCCUGCCUUGUGAGGGCUCUUUGUUAAACUCUUGCUCGGUUGAACGUUGAUCUCCUGUUGGCUUGUGUGUGCUGUCGUUGGAUGGGAAGUUAUGAAUAGAGUAGAACCGCAGAGUGACGAACACCAGUUCUGAACUGACUGGCCAACCACACACCCCUCAUUUGGAACGGGAAGCGUGCAGCCAGGCAGCAGCAGAGACACCUGCCCCCAAGAGCAGACACGGGACGGUGCUGUGCUUAACACACAUAAAGGGAAAGCAGCAUUUUGCUUUGGCACAGGAAAGUUUCCAAGCUGGAGACGUCAGUGUUCAGUUGUGAACGUUUGAAGGGACAAACCCUAAUGUUUGGUUCAGCAUUAGGAAUGUUUCAGAGGUCAGAACAACCUCCCUUCCCUAGGUCCUGGGGGUUUGUAACUCUGAGGUUCUACCAUUGCCAAGAGCUGCUGCUGCUGAAAAAUGUGAGGUAGGGAACGCCGGCACCCAGCCUUUCAGUCCAAACAAAGGAGCAGCCCUGGCUGGCCAGACGGGCGUGGAUGGCCCAUCAGAAAAGCUCCACUCUCCCCGAGGCCCCUUAGAGAUGGCCCAGUGUGAAAGGCUUGUGGGUUGGGAGGGGUCAGGGGUCCCAUAGUCCAGGUUGCACCCUGGGGACCCCCUCCCAAAGAUAACUCAGGCUUUGUGAACCCAUGCAAGAGUGGGCUACUGACCUUGUGCUUAACAGCUCGUGUCUCCACUCCCUUUUCUCUGGUGAGAUAACUACCCUGCCAGGACCACCUACGCUGUGCACCCUGCAAUAGACUUCUGACGGACCCAAAGAUUUAGGGUCUCCUGGCUAAGUACCUUCACAAAAACUCUAAAAUCCCUUUGUGCUUUUUAAAUGUUUGUCAUGCCUGUGAUCAGCGUGACACUGAGAUGUGUACGUUAUAUGGGUUGCUUUAUUUCAGAGUCUUCAGCAUUUCUGAAAACUGAUUUUGCCAAAAAAGCUGGACAAGGCCAAACCCUCCUUGUAAUAGACAGCAGUAUGGCGGGGAAAUCCUUCGAGGAAAAAAUCGCCUGGGUGUUGGCAUUAAAGAGGAGAAACAAGUACCCGGAAGGAAUGAAUAAAGCUGGCAGACUUAAUCUGCGUCGAUUUGCUGCCAACUUUUCUUUGGAAGAUGGGACACUUUUCCGUACUGGCAAAGGGAGAAAGGUCAUCGUCGUGCACACCAGGAACCGAGCCCUGGAGCUCUUCGAACAGCAUCACGGGGGUCCCUGGGGCGGACACCAAGGAAUCUUUAAAACAAGAACCGCGCUGACCACCCGAUACUAUUGGCCUGGGAUGACGAAGGACAUCGUCCAGUGGGUGGAGCAAUGUGUGAAGUGCCAGAAGGGGAGAAAAGCUGUAACUCUGCACACCCCCGUGGAAAGCAAAACGGACACCCCCGUGGAAAGCAAAACGGACACCCCCGUGCAAAGCAAAGAGACCCCCGCCCCCCCUGGCCAGUCCCACCUCCUGGCCAGCCCCUUCCACACCCCUGCUCCUUCCACGCCAGGAAGUGUGUCCUGCUCCAGCUCUCUGUCCAGCUGCCCCUUGCUCCCGGACUCCACUGAGUGGCGGUGGCAGACCGACGCCAUGACGUCCCGCCUGGAUCUCUCCCACCUCCUCCCACCCCCCCGCUUGCGCCAGCUGGUCCAGGACUGGCUCCAAGAGGAUGCCCCGGCCUUCGACCCCGCCGGCUGUGCGGUGGGGGAAGGCCCGGAGUGCGCUGUCCUCCUCUGCAAGUCUCCCGGGGUGUUGGCUGGCUGCCCCUUCUUCGAUGCCAUCUUUACCGAGCUGGGCUGCACUGUGGAGUGGUUCCAGCCCGAGGGGGCCUGGCUGGAGCCUGUGGCCCGCGUGGCCGAAGUCCGCGGCAAAGCCCGCCACCUGCUGCUUGGGGAGAGGACUGCUCUGAAUUGCCUGGGACGGUGCAGCGGGGUGGCCACGGCCGCGGGACGGGCCUGCCGGCUGGCGCGGGAGGCCAGCUGGCAUGGGCAAGUGGCCGGGACAAGGAAGACCACGCCAGGUUUCAGGCUGGCAGAGAAGUACGCCCUGCUGGUGGGGGGAGCUUCGGGCCACCGCUAUGACUUGGGCAGUCUCAUCAUGCUGAAGGAUAACCACGUCUGGGCUGCGGGAGGAAUUGCCCAGGCUAUCCAGGAAGCCCAGCGGGUGGCUGGCUUUCAUCUGAAGCUGGAGGUGGAGUGUCGUUCACUGGAAGAGGCCCUGGAAGCUGCAGAGGCCGGAUCUGACAUCAUCAUGCUAGAUAACUUCUCCCCAGAGGAUUUGCAUCCCGCCGCCAGUGCGCUGAAAGCCACCCAUCCCCGGGUGAUAGUGGAAGCCAGUGGGGGGAUCUCGGAGGAGAAUAUCUCCCAAUUCUUCGGCCCGUGUAUAGACAUCCUUUCUCUGGGAUGCCUCACCCAGUCAUCCCAAGCCGUGGAUUUUUCCCUCAAAAUCUGUCGGGAGACACCAGUCCAGAGAGAUUUUGCCUUCUAAGACCAUAAGCCCCAAUUUUCAGGGCAGAGUGUGAAAUUUUAGCUCAGUGGAAUCAAAGGUCAGGGAGUUUCACAGAUUAACAGAUAAAAUUUUCUAGUUUCUUCCA